Chanos chanos (milkfish) is the source of this 291-nucleotide messenger RNA. Its product is annotated as scrapie-responsive protein 1-like. NCBI's taxonomy places the organism in Eukaryota, Metazoa, Chordata, Actinopteri, Gonorynchiformes, Chanidae. The record is from RefSeq and is a predicted model, not a curated record. Bases 1 to 291 code for a protein of 96 amino acids. Gene Ontology annotation, cellular component: Golgi apparatus; neuron projection terminus. The transcript has 2 exons.
AUGAAGGCUUUCAUCAUUGUGGCCAUUCUCCUUUCUGAACUAUACACCAGCGAUGGAGUCCCCUCCAGUCGCUGGUCAUGCUACAAAAAGGUUCUGAAGGAAAGGAACUGCCAUAACAUUGCUAAUGGGAUGGACUGGAUGAGACCCAUCGAGUCUCUUCAGAACCAUUUCUGGGAGGGAAACAAUUGUGACAUCGUUUGCUAUUGCAACUUCAGAGAACUCCUCUGUUGCCCAAGGGACGUCUUCUUCGGGCCAAAAAUUUCGUUUGUGAUCCCAUGCAACAACGUGUAA